AUGGCCUCCCUCAGUCCUGAGCUGCAGGGGAAGCUGGAGGACCUGGAUAGAGAGUUAGAAGAGGGUGACAUCACUCAAAAAGGGUACCAGAAACGGCGUACCCAGCUCAUGUCACAGUUUGGGUUUGGUGACGUUUCCGAAUUAAAGAUGGGCGGCUUGCGAAUCCACUCUCCCGACAAUGAGGGCCCCCCAGAAGACCACCGUGCCGCUUCGCUGGCUGCCCUAAACGCUGCGCCGAGCGACUCCCCCGGCCUCGAACCCGUUCGAUCAGAAAACGAAUACCAAGAGCAAUCCUCGUACCCGAACAUCGAAUCACACCCCGCGUCUCUGCUCGCCCCCGGUGGGCCGAUGGCGGAACAGCGCCCGACAAUACGCCAGCAUGACUCGCUUUUCUUAUCCGCGCCCCAAAAUGAUCCCUCUACAAGAUCUGGCACCAUGGUAUCGGGAGACUAUGCUUUCAACCCCGAGCAUCAAAUUGGGUACGCGGACCAGGCUGGAUCAAACCCCUAUGAUAGCAGGACAGGGACGUUGUUGGACUCGCAGGCCUAUUUUUCGGACUUUGCUGGCCAGUCAUACGAUCCCUCGGGCCCAGGCGGAGGAGAGUACGGGGUGGUCCAUAGAUACUCCUCUAGCGAUGCGUUCUCGCCCACGGCAGCUAUGGCGCCCCCCAUGCUCACGACAAAUGAGCUUCCCCCAACAGAUGCUCUUCAGUUCCAAAUGCCCCUCGAACCCCGCGAAGUGCCGUUCGCCAUCCACGACCCCCACGAUGACACUAUUCCCAUGUCAAACUUUGACAACAUCGCCGCGGUACUCAGGCACCGCGGUCGUGCUCUAAGUAAGAGGCCCGCGUACUGGGUGUUGGACAGCAAGGGGAAGGAAAUCGCGUCGAUUACGUGGGACAAAUUAGCCAUGAGGGCCGAAAAGGUGGCGCAGGUCAUUCGCGACAAGAGCUCACUGUACCGGGGAGACCGUGUUGCGCUUAUUUACCGCGAUUCCGAAAUCAUCGAUUUCGCCAUCGCAUUGCUGGGCUGCUUCAUCGCCGGGGUGGUCGCAGUACCCAUCAACGAGUUGCAGGACUAUCAGAAGCUCAAUCUUAUCCUGACGUCGACUCAGGCGCAUCUUGCGUUGACCACGGACAACAACCUCAAGGCCUUCCAGCGCGAUAUCACCGCCCAGAAACUCAACUGGCCCAAGGGUGUUGAGUGGUGGAAGACAAACGAGUUUGGAAGUUAUCAUCCUAAGCGGAAGGAUGACGUCCCUCCUUUGUCCGUCCCAGACUUGGCCUACAUCGAGUUCUCACGGGCGCCGACCGGCGAUCUCAGGGGUGUCGUCUUGAGCCACCGUACCAUCAUGCAUCAGAUGGCCUGCUUGAGCGCCAUUGUCUCCACUGCACCAGGGAACGGGCCGGCCGACACGUUUAGCAGGGAUCUGCGUGACAAGAAUGGCCGUUUGAUGGCGGGCGGUGCCAGCUAUGAGACACUGCUCUCCUACCUGGAUGCCCGUCAAGGAAUCGGCAUGAUUCUUGGCGUUCUUCUUGCCGUGUAUGGGGGCCAUACCACCGUUUGGUUGGAGAACAAGGCAGUUGAGGUCCCUGGUCUUUACGCUCACCUGAUCACGAAAUACAAACCUACGGUGAUGGUUGCCGAUUAUCCCGGCUUGAAACGGGCUGCCUACAACUACCAGGCCGACCCGAUGGCAACCAGGAAUUUCAAGAAGGGCUUGGACCCUAAUUUUCAAUCUGUCAAGCUUUGCCUGGUCGACACCCUCACUGUUGACAGCGAGUUCAAUGAGCUUCUUGCCGACCGUUGGUUCCGCCCACUCCGCAACACUCGAUCGCGGGAGAUCAUUGCGCCCAUGCUGUGCUUGCCUGAGCACGGCGGUAUGCUGGUCAGCGUUCGAGACUGGUUGGGCGGGGAAGAGAGGAUGGGCUGCCCCCUGAAGCUGGACCUAGGCUCCGAUGAGAAUUCCGAAGACGAGAAGGAGAAAGAGGAGCAGAAAGCCACCCCUUCUAACGGCUUCUCGACGCUUCUUGGGCAGGCCCCCACCACUACCAAGGAGGAACGAGCCAAAACGGAGCUGGGUGAAGUUCUUCUGGACAGGGAAGCCCUCAAAACGAACGAAGUGUUAGUUGUGGCUAUCGGCGAUGAAGUGAACAAGCGAGCAUUGAGUGAACCUGGGACGAUUCGGAUCGGCGCAUUUGGAUAUCCGAUUCCCGACGCCACGCUGGCCAUCGUCGACCCCGAAACCGGCCUGCUUGCUUCGCCCAAUACAGUGGGUGAGAUUUGGGUCGAUUCCCCUUCCCUAUCGGGUGGGUUCUGGGCGCUUCCGAAGCACACGGAACAGAUCUUCCAUGCCCGGCCAUACAAGUUCGAGCCCGGCGACCCAACUCCUACGGCAGUGGAGCCUGAGUUUCUGAGGACCGGUCUGUUGGGCACCAUCAUCGAGGGCAAGAUAUUCAUCCUUGGUCUGUAUGAAGACCGCAUUCGGCAGAAGGUGGAAUGGGUUGAGGACGGCGGUCUCGAGAGUGCGGAGCACCGAUACUUCUUCGUGCAGCACAUUGUGGUCAGCAUAAUGAAGAAUGUGCCAAAGAUAUUCGAUUGUUCGGCUUUCGACGUCUUUGUCAAUGAGGAGCAUCUCCCUGUUGUCGUCCUCGAGUCUCAGUCGGCGUCCACGGCCCCAACUACCAACGGUGGGCCACCGCGGCAGCUGGACACGGCGUUACUCGACUCGCUCGCCGAGAGGUGCAUGGAGGUGCUUUUGCAGGAGCACAAUCUCCGCGUCUACUGCGUCAUGAUCACGGCUCCUAACGCUCUACCGCGAGUGCUUAAGAACGGGCGUCGUGAGAUUGGCAACAUGUUGUGUAGGAGAGAAUUUGACCAGGGGAACCUCGCCUGCGUCCACGUCAAAUUCGCUGUUGAGCACGCGGUGCUCAAUCUGCCUGUGGGUAUCGACCCGGUGGGCGGUAUCUGGUCAGCCAUAGCUACCAUGUCUCGUGGGGAGCUUCUGGCACCGGCCGACAAGCAAUAUUCCGGUAUUGACCGCAGAGAGGUAGUCAUCGAUGACAGGACAUCAACACCGCUCAAUAACUUCUCGAGCAUCACUGACCUCAUACAAUGGCGUGUCGCCCGGCAACCCGAAGAACUGUCGUUCUGUACCAUUGACGGCCGUGGAAAAGAAGGCAAGGGUGUGACAUGGAAGAAGUUCGACAUGAAGGUUGCCGCCGUUGCGGUUUAUCUCAGGAACAAGGUCAAGCUCAAGGCGGGUGACCACGUUGUUCUCAUGUACACCCACUCCGAGGACUUCAUCUUUGCUGUGCAUGCGUGCAUCAACCUUGGUGUCGUGGUCAUUCCACUGGCGCCAAUGGACCAGAACCGUCUAUCUGAGGAUGUACCGGCCUUCUUACACCUGGUAUCGGAAUACCGAGUGAGGGCAGUACUGGUGAACCAGGAUGUGGACCAUCUGCUGAAGAUGAAGCCAGUCGCGCAGCACGUCAAGCAGACUGCCCAGGUUCUGAAGGUCACGAUCCCGAGCACGUACAACACCAGCAAGCCCCCGAAACAGAACAGCGGCUUGCGAGACCUCAACAUCAAGAUGGAUCCAGCGUGGAUCCAGCCCGGUUAUCCGGUGAUUAUUUGGACUUACUGGACGCCCGACCAGCGGCGGCUUGCGGUCCAACUCGGCCACGACACAAUCCUUGGCAUGUGCAAGGUGCAAAAAGAAACCUGUCAAAUGACCAGUUCUCGGCCGGUGCUUGGUUGUGUGAGGAGUACUACCGGCCUGGGAUUCAUCCAUACAUGCUUGAUGGGUAUCUACAUCGGCACGCCGACUUACCUCCUUUCCCCCGUGGACUUUGCCCAGAACCCAGCCUCGCUGUUUUUGAUCCUGUCGCGGUACAAGAUCAAGGACACAUACGCCACCCCCCAGAUGUUGGACCACGCCAUGAACAUGAUGCCCGGCAAGGGCUUCACCAUGCACGAACUCAAAAACAUGAUGAUUUCAGCCGACGCCCGGCCCCGGGUAGACGUCUUCCAAAAGGUGCGCAUGCACUUUGCCGCGACGGGCCUCGACCGAACGGCCAUCAACACAGUCUACUCGCACGUCCUGAACCCCAUGAUCGCCUCGCGCUCGUACAUGUGCAUUGAGCCCAUCGAGCUCUGGCUAGAUCCCAAAGCCUUGCGGCGUGGCUUGGUCUUUGUCACAGACCAGGAGCGCGACCCGAAGGCGCUGCUAAUCCAGGAUUCGGGCAUGGUGCCUGUGUCGACGCAGAUUGCGAUCGUUAAUCCAGAGAGCCGGGAGUUAUGCACUGAGGGAGAAUACGGCGAGAUCUGGGUCGAUUCCGAGGCUUGUGUUAAGGCGUUCUAUGGCUCGAAGGAUGCAUUUGAUGCUGAACGGUUCGAUGGACGGACCAUUGAGGACCCGAGUAUCCGAUAUGUGCGCACUGGUGACCUGGGAUUCCUCCACAGCGUGCGCCGGCCUAUUGGGCCAGGCGGCGCAUUGGUUGAUAUGCAGGUGCUAUUUGUGCUCGGCAAUAUUGGCGAGACCUUUGAGAUCAACGGGUUGAGCCAUUUUCCCAUGGAUAUUGAGACCUCGGUUGAGCGGUGCCACCGCAAUAUUGUUCCGAGCGGAUGUGCCAUCUUCCAAGCCGGGGGCCUUAUCGUGGUGUUAGUAGAGGUCGCCCGCAAAGCAUAUCUUGCCUCCAUGGUCCCCGUCAUCGUCAACUCCAUCCUUAACGAGCAUCAAAUCGUCGUGGACAUCGUCGCAUUCGUCAACAAGGGCGACUUUCCGCGCAGCCGCCUCGGCGAGAAACAGCGCGGCAAGAUCCUCGCCGGCUGGGUCAGCCGCAAGCUGCGGACCAUGGCACAGUUCGGCAUUCGGGACCACGACCGCGAGGCCCUGGGCCCCACAGGAGCAACCCUGGCCGACCAGGCCGCCGGACAAGCCAUCGCCACCGCGGAGGACCAAAACCGCGCAAGUCUGGGCAGCUUCCGCAGCGCUAGCGGUGGGAUCAUUGGGCCCGGCCCCGGCGGCGCAGGAAGCUCGCUACGGAAGAUGGAACCCGCACCGCAAAUCAUCGAACACCACGCGUUGGAUCAGUACCCGCCGCAAUACCAGCCACACCCAGAGGAGACCAUGGACACCAUGAACCUAGCUACCCCAACGGCUGCCCCGGGCGCGAACCCAAGCCCAGUAGAAAUGCCGGCCGAUUUGGACAACGAACAGACACCGACUAGGGCCCACGCGGCGCAAGCCCAACCUGACUUUGGCUUGCCUACUUUUGACGAGCAGCCCGGGUCGUCAGGGGCAACGGCAGGUGGGAUUGGAAUGGCCAUAUCAUCUGCACAGGCACCACCACCACCACCAUCGCAAUCCCCGCCGCAGAUCCGGUUGCCUGGUGUAGACGGGCGGGAAUCGUUGGAUGAUUGGGAUCUGAGGCCCGGGAGUAAGAGUAGUGCUGGGGCCGGUGCUGGUACGGGCGGUGCCGACGGGGAUGUUGAUGAGGAUGACGCGUGGAAAGCGGAUGCGUAUAUGUCGAUGAAUUUAGCUGGGACACUUGGGGGGAAGUGA
This is a messenger RNA of Dichotomopilus funicola, 5565 nucleotides long. RefSeq lists its product as uncharacterized. The transcript is spliced from 4 exons. Gene Ontology annotation, cellular component: cytosol. The record is from RefSeq and is a predicted model, not a curated record. Lineage: Eukaryota; Fungi; Ascomycota; Sordariomycetes; Sordariales; Chaetomiaceae. The coding region runs from base 1 to 5565 and encodes 1854 amino acids.